AUGGAAACUCAACAAGCAAAACAAACAUUAGCAGAUAUAGAAGCUAGGCAUAAUGAUAUUAUUAAAUUAGAAAAUAGUAUACGUGAAUUACAUGAUAUGUUUAUGGAUAUGGCAAUGUUAGUAGAAAGUCAGGGAGAAAUGAUAGAUCGUAUAGAAUACAAUGUAGAAGCUGCCGUAGAUUAUAUAGAAACUGCCAAAAUGGACACUAAAAAAGCUGUAAAAUAUCAGAGUAAAGCCAGACGGAAAAAAAUUCUGAUUAUUAUUUGUGUUAUUGUGUUACUAGCAAUCUUAGGUUUAAUUAUUGGCUUAUCCGUUUAG
Messenger RNA from Lottia gigantea (owl limpet), 318 nucleotides. RefSeq lists its product as hypothetical. The record is from RefSeq and is a predicted model, not a curated record. NCBI's taxonomy places the organism in Eukaryota, Metazoa, Mollusca, Gastropoda, Lottiidae. Bases 1 to 318 code for a protein of 105 amino acids. Gene Ontology annotation, molecular function: SNARE binding; SNAP receptor activity. The transcript has 3 exons. Gene Ontology annotation, biological process: exocytosis; intracellular protein transport; synaptic vesicle fusion to presynaptic active zone membrane. Gene Ontology annotation, cellular component: SNARE complex; plasma membrane; endomembrane system.